Molecule: messenger RNA, 156 nt
Organism: Aspergillus melleus
Lineage: Eukaryota; Fungi; Ascomycota; Eurotiomycetes; Eurotiales; Aspergillaceae
Exons: 2
Coding region: 1-156 (51 amino acids)
Source: RefSeq, a predicted model, not a curated record
AUGACCCCCGACAAUGUCCCCGACUGGAAUUUGUGGUGGGGCAACUACGUGCCCUCCAUGGCCGUCAUCGUGUGCAGGCAGGAGCUACAGUGCUUCCUCCUAUUGAUCGCUGGUGGACCGUCGACCUUUACGAGCAUGAUAUUGGUGAAGAACUAA